Hydractinia symbiolongicarpus is the source of this 2011-nucleotide messenger RNA. Its product is annotated as lysophospholipid acyltransferase 5-like. The record is from RefSeq and is a predicted model, not a curated record. NCBI's taxonomy places the organism in Eukaryota, Metazoa, Cnidaria, Hydrozoa, Anthoathecata, Hydractiniidae. The coding region runs from base 68 to 1498 and encodes 476 amino acids. Gene Ontology annotation, molecular function: 1-acylglycerophosphocholine O-acyltransferase activity; lysophospholipid acyltransferase activity. Gene Ontology annotation, cellular component: membrane. The transcript is spliced from 17 exons. Gene Ontology annotation, biological process: phosphatidylcholine biosynthetic process; lipid modification.
UCACUGUAACUGCUAUUCUGGCUAUAAAAUACAAAAGUAUUUUUUAUCACUUUAGAGUUAAAGCAAAAUGGAUCCGUCUGCUUUUUUCAAAGGUGGAGACGUUGGCCUUAAGUUUUUAAGGACUGAUGUCAUUGCAGAGAAAUUUGGAGUAGCUGAACCUCCAUUGAGGUUUUUUAUUGGAAUCAUACUUGGUUAUCCAAUGGCCAUAUGCUUUCUGUUGAUUUCAAAAACACCAUUUAUCAGACAUCUUUAUAUCAGUUUGUGUGGCAUAUUCAUAUCAUAUUUUUGCUUUGGUACAGACAGUGCAUACAUAUUGCUUUCCAUCAUUAUAACUUAUGCUUCAUUAAUUUUGUUUGGUGGUACGAUAUAUCAUGUCAUAUUUACCUUUGUAUUUCAGAUGAGUUAUUUGUUUGGUUCGUACCUCUUUUAUGCAUCAGACGGAUAUGAUGUGAAGUGGACAACACCUCAAUGCAUUUUAUGUCUUCGUUUGAUUGGUUUGGCUUGGGAUUGUUAUGAUGGAAAGCAACCAAAGGAAAAUUUGAGGGGUGACUUGAAGACUACAUGUUAUGAUAAAACACCAACUUUAGUUGAAAUUUUAGGCUAUUCCUACUUUUUCGGAGGUUUUAUGGCUGGUCCUCAGUUCAGUUUUCAGAGGUAUACUUCAUUUAUCAAUGGAAGCCUUGUGGAUGAAGAAGGAUUGAGAACACCUAACUCAAGAUUUGUGACUGCAUUAAAGCGUACUUUGGUUGGCAUUGCUUCUAUGCUAGUGUUUUUGCAGUACGACCAUGCUUUUCCAUGCAAUGCCUUGCUGACUGAAGAAUUUGCGAAUAAGUCGUUUUUGGCAAAAUGCACCCAGAUCACAUUAACGUAUCAUAUUCAUUUUUGCAAGUAUGUGAGCAUCUGGUCCUUUUCGGAAAGUGCGUGCAUAAUUACUGGUCUCAGUUACAAUGGAACAAAAGAUGGCAAAUCCAAAUGGGAUGGUGUAAGGAACUUCAAAUUCCGUACAGUGUUAUUUGGUCCUUUUUUCCAAGAUAUGCUUGAGGGAUUUAAUAUAAAUACAAGUCAGUGGGCUGGAAGAUAUGUGUUUCGUCGAUUGAUGUUUCUUAGAAAUAAAACUGUUUCACACAUACUUACCUUGCUCUUCCUUUCACUGUGGCAUGGAUUUUAUGUUGGAUAUCUCAUUCUUUUUGGCAUAGAAUUUUUACUGAUUAUUGCAGAACGCCAGUUUUGUGAUGCAAUUAGAACUUUAUUUUCUAUGACAUAUGCAGAACAGCCUUUGUACAUAAAGUUGCCGAUUAGAUUGUGUAAUGCAUUAUUUCGUGCUUAUGCAUGUGGAUUUGCUGCCAGUGCUUUUAUGUUGUUGAGAUGGAGAAGGAUAAAAUUGGUAUAUGCAGCUGUGUCAUAUUGGCUUAUCAUUGUUAUUGUUUCAUGGUAUAUAGUGAUUAUUAUACUUCAAACGAUUAUCAAGUCAAAAAGGAAAGAGAAAAAAGAAGAAUAAGCACCUUGUUUCGACAGCUUGCUGUUUAUAUUUUGAAAACUUUUAAACAUGUUUGAUAUGGAUUUUCCUAUUGUUUUAAUAUGGUGAUAUAAUAAUGCUGCUAUGGUACUUCAUUAACUGGUAGGGUAAAAAGUCAUUUCAAUUAAGUUUCUGUGUAGCUACUCGGGCUGUUAUCAAUUAAAUUUAUCAGACGAUAUCCGUUUCCAUUAUACAUCCAACAAAUCUUUUUGAGGUUGUUUAUAGAGUUGAGAAACAGUGGAAGCAACGUUAAGAUACUUCUGAUUUCACAAAAGUUUUAGUUUAUCCAACUAUUUAGUAUUUUUAGAAUUAUAUAUUUUUGGAGUUUUCAGAACAGGAUUUCAUUGUUCAUAUUUCAUUGGCUUAGACUGCUGUUUUUGUUUUUGUUGUAUGACUUGUUAUAUUUACGUUACGAUUGUUUUUCAUGUAGUGAUUUUUCAGUUUGUCACUAAUCUGUUGUUUCUAUAUUAUUUUAAAAUAUAAUUUUAAACUUUU